AUGCACUUGUGCUCCCUUGAUGCUCAGUUCCGUGCUGCGUUUGUUGACUCUGCCUUGCUCGCUAAGAACCCCCCCUCCCCCCCCCUCUCCACGUACAUGACCUUGUACCUUCUCGCCUCCCGUCUCCCUGACCGAUUCAAAUCCGCUCGUGAUUAUUUUCUCAUCAUUGAUCCACCGACCCUCACCAUUGAGCUCUUAGAGGAGAAGCUCCUUGUAGUAGAGGGUCCUGCUCGGUCCCUUGCUGCCACUACUGAGGUGGCGGCCGUUGCCUCUGGCAACAAGGCGGGCAAGAAGGGUGGCAAGAAAGGAGGAGGUGGUGGUGGCGGUGGGAACGGCGGUGCGGGUGAUGGUGGAGGGGGUGGAGGAAGUGGAGGAGGUGGAGGGAGUGGAGGAGGUGGCGUUUUCGGUGGUAGUGGAGGUGGGGGUCCUGACUUAGGGAGUGUGGAGCCCCAGCAGCAGCAGCAGCCGCAGGAGCAGCCACAGCAACACUAG
Closterium sp. NIES-65 is the source of this 492-nucleotide messenger RNA. NCBI's taxonomy places the organism in Eukaryota, Viridiplantae, Streptophyta, Zygnematophyceae, Desmidiales, Closteriaceae. The record is from the annotation of a GenBank genome assembly.